AUUCAUUUCCUCGGGUACCUUUGUCUGGCCUCUCGAUCAACCCACCCUAAACAGCUCUCAACUUCAACGCCAGACGCCAAUUGAUGCCCGCCAUGUCUGUCAGAACCCUGCGAAUCGGUCUCAUCCCCGGUGAUGGCAUCGGCAAGGAGGUCAUCCCCGCCGGUCGCCGCAUCCUUGAAGCCCUCCCAUCCUACCUUGGCCUCAAGUUCGAGUUCACCGACCUCAAGGCCGGCUUCGAGACGUUCGAGCAGACCGGCGCCGCCCUCCCCGACAAGACGGUCGAGAUCCUCAAGAAGGAGUGCGAUGGCGCCCUUUUCGGCGCCGUCUCCUCCCCGACAAACGCCGUCAAGGGCUACUCCUCCCCCAUCGUCGCCCUCCGCAAGAAGCUCGACCUCUACGCCAACGUCCGCCCCGUCAAGACCGUCCUGACCGCCGCCAAGCCCAUCGACAUGGUUAUCGUUCGCGAGAACACCGAGGACCUGUACGUCAAGGAGGAGAAGACCUACGAUGGCCCCAACGGCAAGGUCGCUGAGGCCAUCAAGCGCAUCAGCGAGCGCGCCUCCCACCGCAUCGCCGCCAUGGCCGGCGACAUCGCCCUGCGCCGCCAGAAGAUCCGCGACGCCGGCGCCGCCAGCAUCCACAAGUCCCCUCUCGUCACCAUCACCCACAAGUCCAACGUCCUCUCCCAGACCGACGGUCUCUUCCGCGCCACCUCCAAGCUUGCCCUCUCCGACCCCCGUUUCGCCUCCGUCGCCGUCGAGGAGCAGAUUGUCGACUCCAUGGUCUACAAGCUCUUCCGCCAGCCCGAGGACUACGACGUCAUCGUCGCCCCCAACCUGUACGGUGACAUCCUCUCCGACGGCGCCGCCGCCCUCGUCGGCUCCCUCGGCCUCGUUCCCAGUGCCAACGUCGGCGAGGGCUUCGCCAUCGGCGAGCCCUGCCACGGCAGCGCCCCGGACAUCCAGGGCCAGAACAUCGCCAACCCCAUCGCCACCCUCCGCAGCGCCGCCCUCAUGCUCGAGUUCCUCAACGAGGAGACCGCCGCCGCCAAGAUCUACGCCGCUGUCGACGCCAACCUCGAGGAGGGCAAGCUCCUCAGCCCCGACCUGGGCGGUACCGCCAAGACCGACGAGGUUGUCGAGGACAUUCUCCGCAGACUCUAGAGAUGUCGGCAUGAGAUUAUGUAAGAGCGAGUGAGAGAGAAAGGGCAAGAGUGAGAAGAGAUGUGAGGAAAGGGCACCCUUGUAUGGGGACUGAACACGACAGUCGAACGUGGCGGCAGCUACGCCCCUUGAUACCUAACAUUUUACCAAAAGCACAUGUUUCUGAUCUACUUGUUCUCGCCUUCUUCAUGCUCAAAAGUGAC
Messenger RNA from Colletotrichum destructivum, 1366 nucleotides. RefSeq names its product Putative isocitrate/isopropylmalate dehydrogenase. The coding region runs from base 84 to 1163 and encodes 359 amino acids. Gene Ontology annotation, molecular function: NAD binding; isocitrate dehydrogenase (NAD+) activity; homoisocitrate dehydrogenase activity. Gene Ontology annotation, biological process: L-lysine biosynthetic process; isocitrate metabolic process; tricarboxylic acid cycle. The record is from RefSeq and is a predicted model, not a curated record. Gene Ontology annotation, cellular component: mitochondrion. Lineage: Eukaryota; Fungi; Ascomycota; Sordariomycetes; Glomerellales; Glomerellaceae. The transcript is spliced from 2 exons.